CAAACACACACACACGAAGAGAAAGAGAGUACAGCGUGUUCACAAAUAGGUGGUGAUGAUGUCGGGGGGUCCAGCGGUGCGCGUCAGCAUCGAGUCGUCCUGCGAGCGGCAGGUUCAGGAGGUUUCUCUGGAUGGGAUGGAGACGUACGUUCCUCCGCUCUCCAUGUCCCAGAAUCUGGCCAAGCUGGUGCAGCGCAUCGACUUCUGCCAGAGCUCCGACUCGGAGGAGGACGGCGCCGAGAGAGCCAGAGCGGGCCGAGAGCAGUGGAAGCAGGAGCCUGAGGAGGACGAGGGUCAGCUGAAGUUCCAGCCGUCGCUGUGGCCGUGGGACUCUGUGCGUAAUAACCUGCGCAGCGCUCUGACUGAGAUGUGUGUGCUGCACGAUGUGCUGAGUGUGCUCAAGGAGAGGAAGUACAUGACGCUCGACCCCGUCUCACAGGACCCCGCCAUGGCCAAGACCCCGCAGGUGUUCCAGCUGAUCAGCAAGAAGAAGUCUCUGGGCACGGCGGCUCAGCUGCUUCUGAAAGGAGCAGAGAAGCUCUCCAAGUCUGUGUCGGAGAACCAGGAGCAGCGGCGGCAGCGAGACUUCAACUCGGAGCUGCUGCGUCUGCGCUCACAGUGGAAGCUGCGCAAGGUGGGAGACAAGAUCCUGGGAGACCUCAGCUACCGCAGCGCAGGAUCUCUGUUUCCUCAUCACGGCACCUUCGAGGUCAUCAAGAACACAGACAUCGACCUGGAUAAGAAGAUCCCGGAUGAUUACUGUCCGCUGAACGUGCAGAUUCCCAGUGACCUGGAGGGCUCGGCCUACAUUAAGGUGUCCAUCCAGAAGCAGUCUCCAGACAUCGGAGACCUCGGCACGGUCAACCUCUUCAGAAGACAAGCGAAAGCUAAACCCGCGUCUCAGAUGUGGCACUCGCGUCUGGAAGCGGCUCAGAAUGUGCUUCUGUGUAAGGAGAUCUUCGCUCAGCUCUCUCGUGAAGCCGUUCAGAUUAAAUCCCAGAUCCCACACAUCGUCGUCAAGAACCAGAUCAUCUCGCAGCCCUUCCCUGGUCUGCAGCUGUCCAUCUCUCUCUGUCACUCCACUGGAGAAAAGAAGAGUCAGAGAUCUUCACCAGACAAGAGCAAACCAGACGAUCACCUGUAUGUGUUAGAACACAACCUGCACCAGCUCAUACGAGAGUUCCACAAGCAGACGCUGAGUUCGGUGGUGAUGCCCCAUCCAGCCAGCGCUCCGUUCAUGUCCCAGCACCAGGUGCAUGCGGUGCAACAGUUGGCGAAAGAGAUGGGUUGGCACGUGCAGAGCUUCAGUAAUCAUGUGGGCCUGGGCUCCAUAGAGAGCAUCGAGAACGCCUCCUCCAUCACCGUGGCCUCGCCCAGCGGAGAGUACGCCAUCUCAGUGCGUAACGGGCCGGAGAGCGGCUGUAAGGUGCUGGUCCAGUUCCCGCGCAGUCAGGCUAAGGAUGCGGGCCGCAGUGACGCGGUGCAGGACGGUAAGUGGACUCAGCUGCGGGGCGCGCACAGAGAAGUGCACUGGGACCGCAUGGAGGGGAAAAACUUUGUCUACAAGAUGGAGCUGCUGAUGGCGGCGCUAACCCCCUGCCCCUGAGGAUCAUGGGUAAUCGGCGACUGAGCUACGGCUAACACACACACACACACACACAUCUAUGGGAAAUAAAGCAUUUGUACAUUUGCUCUGGG
Molecule: messenger RNA, 1698 nt
Organism: Danio rerio (zebrafish)
Lineage: Eukaryota; Metazoa; Chordata; Actinopteri; Cypriniformes; Danionidae
Gene: med17
Product: mediator complex subunit 17
Biological process (GO): regulation of transcription by RNA polymerase II
Cellular component (GO): mediator complex; nucleus
Molecular function (GO): transcription coregulator activity
Source: RefSeq, marked provisional